GGAUAUAGGCAUUAGCGGAUGUAUGAAUAGCCCUAGUUAAUUGGAAUAGUACCAAGGUAACAUUAGUUGGACCUAAAACCGAUUUCUUAUACCCGGGUUUCCUCUUCGGAGGACUUUUAGACAAGAAAUCUCAGCCAUUGUACUAGCACCGGCAUCUCCCGUGUAGCACGCUAUAGUGUCUAGGGUAUAGCAUAUCCUUUCUGCUGUUGAGCGAAUGGUGGAGUAGUUAUGUAGUAAUGGCUAUGUAGUGUGCUGCUGUGUGUCGUUCCACUGUAAUGAGAUCUAAUCCAUCACUUACUAUAAAGCCUAGUACGGACCAUUCUGCUUCAAUGUGUUCUAGAUAGACUUUGCUAUCCUACAUAUUCGAAACUCGAGCGAUAUUAUUAAAUCUAUCACUAUGAUGACACUAGGAGCGAAUCUAGCGGCAGUUGCCUCAUUCAUUAACACAAGAUACACUGAUACGUACGAGUAUAUUUCUCCAAAGAAAUUAGACCUCAGUGGAAAAUCGGUCUUCAUCACUGGAGCUUCCAAGGGCGUUGGGAGGGAGACAGCACUUAGCUAUGCUAAGGCCGGCGCUUCCGGAAUCAUUAUCGGGGCUCGGUCGGACUUGUCAAGUUUAGUGACCGAAAUCAAAGAAGCAGCAAAAAAAGCCGGUCGCAAGACCGAACCGACGGUCCUCUCCCUGAAGCUCGAUGUCACAUCGGAAGACAGCGUUAAGGCUGCUGCAGACGCUGUUUCGGCCACAUUCGGAGGAAAGCUGGAUAUAUUGAUUAGCAACGCUGGCUACCUCGACGGUUGGGCACCCAUUGCCGAGGCGAACACGUACCACUGGUGGCAGACGUACGAAGUCAACGUGAAGGGAGUCUUCCUAUGUAGCAAGUAUUUCAUCCCGCUGCUCCUCGCAAGCGAGACCAAGACCAAUAUCUUCAUAUCGAGCAUGGGCGCUGUUGCGGUUUAUCCUACCGCUUCGGCCUAUCAAACCAGCAAGUUCGCUAUCUGCCGAAUUGCGGAACACAUAGUAGCCGAGUACGCGGACCAAGGCCUAGUCUGCUACUCCCUGCAUCCCGGUGGCGUCAAGACGGAGCUGGCGACUCACAUGCCCAAGGAUGUACAUGAUCAGGUCCUGAUUGACGAACCAGCGCUUCCGGCAGAUACGCUUGCAUGGCUGGGAGCUGAGAGGCGACCUUGGCUUAAUGGGAGAUUUAUUAGUGUCAAGUGGGAUAUGAAAGAGCUCGAGGCUAAAAAAGACGAGAUAGUUAAGGGGGAUUUGUUGAAGUUUAGGUUGACGAUUUCAGCUUAAUUUCUUUACCUCCUAUGUUGUUGCUAAGUUGUUGGUUAUCGUCUUUGUCAAUACCUACCUAUACAUAGUAAAGAAGUAACUAGAAGCUAUAAAGUUCGUAACAAGACUCAUUAGUUAGUGGAGUGUUUAUGUAACUGAUAAUAGGGUUAUCCAGGUUAUCCACUUGACGUUGCUGGGGUUCGUCAUACCUAGUGGACAGUUACGUGCACCUGCUAGCUGCAGACUUAGGUAUCACUAGUAAACUUUAAGGGU
Molecule: messenger RNA, 1552 nt
Organism: Daldinia loculata
Lineage: Eukaryota; Fungi; Ascomycota; Sordariomycetes; Xylariales; Hypoxylaceae
Product: putative oxidoreductase
Exons: 1
Coding region: 398-1300 (300 amino acids)
Cellular component (GO): cytosol
Molecular function (GO): oxidoreductase activity
Source: RefSeq, a predicted model, not a curated record